CGUGCUUGCUCACUGUCAGGCCAGUUUUUUGCAGGGUCCUUGAGAUGAAGAAUUUCAGAGACCACCAGUGAGCAGACCUCCAUUUACUCACUUGGAUCCAUAUACGUGCUGGGUCUUCUGCUUGUUAUUUAGCUGGCUUUGAAAUUCAACACAAGUAUGGUUGGAGAAAAGCUGGUGGCUUGCAUGCUUGUUAACUGGUUAAGCCUGACACUGAUGAGGUCAGUUUACGGUCAGCACAUACCAGAAGAACCAUGCUCUGUCCAAAUCCUUGUUCCUGGACUUAAAGGUGAAGCUGGAGAAAAGGGGGAUAAAGGAGCACCUGGGAGACCUGGGAGAGUAGGGCCACCUGGAGAGACAGGUCCUCCCGGACUCAAAGGUCAAAAAGGUAGCAUGGGACGUUAUGGGAAGAUGGGUCCCUCUGGAUUCAAAGGAUUAAAAGGCGAUAUAGGAGAUCCAGGACCAAAUGGGCCAAAUGGGGAGCCAGGCGUCCCCUGCGAGUGUGCACCUUUACGGAAAAUGAUUGGUGAAAUAGACAUUCAAGUGGCACAAUUAACCAAUGAGCUGAAGUUCAUUAAAAAUGAUCCUCAUUUUUCAGCACUGCCCUCCCCCGCAGCUGUCGCUGGCGUCAAAGAAACAGACAGCAAGGUCUAUCUGCUGGUGAAGGAAGACAAACGCUACAGGGAGGCCGAGUUGCUUUGUCAGGGGCGUGGCGGACACCUGGCCAUGCCCAAGGAUGCGGCUUCCAACAGGGCCAUUGCCGGUUACAUCACCGAAGCUGGCCUUAACAGAGCGUACAUCGGCAUUAAUGACCUGGAGCGAGAAGGCCACUUCGUAUACGUGGAGCAGUCACCCAUGACCACUUUCAGCAGGUGGAGGGAGGGGGAGCCAAACAACGCUUAUGAUGACGAGGACUGCGUUGAGAUGGUUUCAACAGGAGAGUGGAUUGACGUAGCUUGUCACCUCACCAUGUACUUUGUUUGUGAGUUCGACAAGGACACUUUAUGAGGUGGUGGACACUGUGGUUUAUAAAGCCAAAGAAUCAAAGGGAUAGGUCACCUUAAAAAUUAUAUGUUAUAUGUGUUUAAAACAACACAAGGGGGAGUAAAUGAUGACAAAAUGUUCAUUUUUGGGUAAUCAAACUCUUUAAAGGGAUAGUUCGGCCAAAAAUUAUAUUAAACCCGUGA
Molecule: messenger RNA, 1184 nt
Organism: Paramisgurnus dabryanus
Lineage: Eukaryota; Metazoa; Chordata; Actinopteri; Cypriniformes; Cobitidae
Gene: colec11
Product: collectin sub-family member 11
Source: RefSeq, a predicted model, not a curated record